CCACUUCUAUUCACUUCUAUCGAUCGCCAGUCCAUUCCAGGCCACUCCUUCAAAACUUCUUAUUUCAUCAUUGUCUAGUUUUGAUUUUAUUUUUCCUUGUUACAUUUCAUUCAGUCUCAUUUAUCUGUCCUCACUGGGUUAUUCCAAGUCAUUCACUGUUCUUUUCUUCUCAGUUAUUAAUUAUCUUAUUGUCUCAUUUUCUUCUUUGUUUACGUACCUUUCACUCUUUCACAUAUUAUCUUUCUUCAGUACUAAUUAACGUUACAUGAGAGAAAAAACAGGUUCUCCACUUACUUAGUUUUCCUUCUCUCAUCACUCUCUUUCACUGUUGGCGUUCACUCAGCUUCAUACUUGUGACGCCGCCAAAAUGAAAUCCAUUACUGGCGUAUGUGUGUUUGUGUGUGUGUUGAAGCACGGAGUAAAAAGCGAAACCGUGAGACGCCUCGACACACAAGACAUUCGACACCGCUUCGACUCGCGUUCCUCCACCAGUGUCAAUGAUGAGACGGAACGCUGGGGCAGAGAGGCGCUAUUCUUCCUUAUGUCCCUGUGCUUCUGUUGGCGAGCCUCUAAGAUUAACCAAAGUGUCUUAUGUGCAACUUGGGAAAUAUUAAAAACUUUAGACGCAGCCUUGACGAUGUCUGAAGAAGGAGCAGGUGGCCUGGUGGUGGACAAUGGCUCCGGGAUGGUCAAGGCUGGUUUUGCCGGCGACGAUGCACCGCGAGCUGUCUUUCCUUCCAUCGUCGGCAGACCGCGGCAUCAUGGAGUGAUGGUGGGCAUGGGACAGAAGGACGCUUACAUUGGAGACGAGGCUCAGAGCAAGCGAGGUAUCCUGACUCUCAAGUAUCCCAUCGAGCAUGGAAUAGUUACAAAUUGGGACGACAUGGAGAAGAUUUGGCACCACACUUUUUACAAUGAGCUUCGCGUUGCCCCUGAGGAGUCCCCGGUUCUACUCACUGAGGCUCCCCUCAACCCAAAGGCCAACCGUGAGAAGAUGACUCAGAUCAUGUUUGAAACUUUCGCCACCCCCGCCAUGUACGUGGCCAUCCAGGCUGUGCUGUCUCUGUACGCCUCUGGCCGUACUACUGGUAUCGUGCUGGACUCUGGCGACGGCGUGACACACACUGUCCCCAUCUAUGAAGGUUACGCUCUUCCUCACGCCAUCAUGCGUCUUGACCUGGCUGGCCGUGACCUGACAGAUUACCUCGUGAAAAUUCUUACUGAGCGUGGCUACUCCUUCACCACUACGGCUGAGCGUGAGAUUGUCCGAGACAUGAAAGAAAAACUUGGUUACGUGGCAAUGCACUUUGAAAAUGAAAUAUCUGCUGCUUCCCCCUCAGAUGAUAAGUCCUAUGAACUUCCUGACGGACAAGUGAUCGACAUUGGCAACGAGCGCUUCAGGUGUCCGGAGUCGCUCUUUCAACCCUCGCUGCUCGGCAUGGAGGCUGAUGGCAUCCACGAUACCGUCUACAACUCCAUUAUGAAGUGUGACGUGGACAUAAGGAAGGAUUUAUACGCCAACAUUGUCAUGUCUGGCGGCUCCACCAUGUACCCGGGAAUGUCUGACAGACUGCAGAAGGAAAUAACUUAUCUCGCUCCCGCCACAGUAAAGAUUAAGAUUAUUUCCCCCCCUGAGCGCAAGUACUCCGUCUGGAUCGGCGGCUCCAUUCUGGCCUCGCUGUCCACCUUCCAGGCCAUGUGGAUCACCAAGGAGGAGUACGAGGAGUCCGGCCCGGGAAUAGUUCACCGAAAGUGUUUCUAGUCAACGUAACGCAGCCGCUAUCACGACCUACAUUGGACCAAGUCAUGAUCUCAUUUUUAUAACCAUGUUCAUCA
This is a messenger RNA of Scylla paramamosain (green mud crab), 1836 nucleotides long. RefSeq lists its product as uncharacterized. Lineage: Eukaryota; Metazoa; Arthropoda; Malacostraca; Decapoda; Portunidae. The coding region runs from base 368 to 1762 and encodes 464 amino acids. The record is from RefSeq and is a predicted model, not a curated record. The transcript is spliced from 2 exons.